UUAUUUUUCGGUCAUAGAAAAAUGGCGUCUUUUCAUAGGCCUGGUCAAACCGAUCAAACCGAAUUUUGUCAGUUAUACUCGGCAAGGAAGCUUUUGGUGUUUUUCGUUUUUCUCGUUAUUUCCUGAUACAUAUGUUGAAUUUUGCGAUAUAAAUUGUUUUACAGAAAUAAAUAUUCAUAAUGGGGGACAGUAAUUUUCUCUCCGCAUACAAGUUAAUCAAUUCACAGUUAGUGUUAAACAAUCAGAAGCUGAAGGAAGAGAUGAAGGACAAAAUUGAAAUGAUAAAUCAAUUAAAUGAUCAACUUUUAAAAUAUAGAGAGGAAAACAAAACGUUGCGAGACAUGGUGCAUAAACUGCUGGAGCAGUUCAAGACAAUCACCACAAUUAUGGUAUCGGUUAGAGAUCAAAGUGAAUCCGUUUUUAAUAUUGUUUACAAUGAGCACGCAAUGAAGGAGGCAGAAGAACGAACGCGUCGGCCAAUAGCCGGCUUGAUAUAUGAGCGACGUCGAAUGGAAUAUCCACCAGAAGUUGACGAAGCGGCUAUCACUGAGGGUGAAGACGAAAAUAAGUCAAUGGAGGACUACCGAACAGCGAGCAACACGGUACUGGAAGAGGGAAAUGAAAACGACGAGGAGCGCAACGUUUUGUUGACCAAAAGUCCGUUAUUGAAGCGAUUGGAACGAAGAUCGCGAAAUCGUAGUGUUGACGAGUCGUUUGAAACAAUUGACACAAGUUGUGUGGUGAAGGCUGCCCGUAAAAGUCAAGAAUAUCGACACAGCAGAGACUCGCGCGAAGGCAGAUUUAGCAGCGAAGAAGAAAGCUUACGGGAAGUGACUGGAUCUGAGAACAUGGACAUCAGUCAACCUAGUUUUCUGCCUAAGGUUUCAAUGGCACAAAUAAUGACCGAUGAAGUUCCCAACAUUGAAGUCAUCGAUGAAAGUAUAACCAUUCGCAACGCCAUUGAAACAAGCAGCUUUUCCGAGAAAUCAAGUUAUGAAAGUAUUCAAAGUGACGUUAAUCCUCCUACUGAUCAAAGCCUUCGGCCUACAAAUUUGAAACGAAUGGCUAGUGAAUCGUUGCUAAGUACACUAAUUGACCAGGAAGCGAAUAAGGAAAACGGUAACGGCACCAAUGAUACUAUCUCGAAUGCGACUUGCUCAACACCGCUAGCUAAAAGCCGGCGCACAAAUCGAUUAAAAGCAGGUUUGCUCUCUCCAACAUCUCCUGUGCCGUUCGUGGCGCUAAAGCCCCUAACAAAAGCAAACCUUACCAAACAUAAUAUCUCUCACAACUCACUCGUAUUCAAAACAAACAAGAGUACGAAACAGGACGACUUGGAACGCAGUGAACAGGCCAGCACAGAGUCAAAUGACUCGAAAAGACCCCGACGAAAAGCUGCCCCUAAGGUGCUGAAGGAACCCAGUCUCGGCUGCAAGUUAAGGAGAAAAUAAUCGGCAAGAAAUAAAUUAUAAAUAAGUUGUUAAUUGAUAACGUACACCAGUUUGUGACUUACAAUUUGAACAAAGCAUAACUGAAAAAAAAUCACGAAACUCCGUUUUCUUUUUAUUUUAAGUUAUUGCGAAGUAUCAUCCUGUUUCAUAAAAUAAAAUCUACGUGGAACAUCUUAGU
This is a messenger RNA of Wyeomyia smithii (pitcher-plant mosquito), 1629 nucleotides long. RefSeq lists its product as uncharacterized. The transcript is spliced from 3 exons. The record is from RefSeq and is a predicted model, not a curated record. Bases 180 to 1451 code for a protein of 423 amino acids. NCBI's taxonomy places the organism in Eukaryota, Metazoa, Arthropoda, Insecta, Diptera, Culicidae.